Mercenaria mercenaria is the source of this 2677-nucleotide messenger RNA. Its product is annotated as sushi, von Willebrand factor type A, EGF and pentraxin domain-containing protein 1-like. NCBI's taxonomy places the organism in Eukaryota, Metazoa, Mollusca, Bivalvia, Venerida, Veneridae. The record is from RefSeq and is a predicted model, not a curated record. The coding region runs from base 1015 to 2490 and encodes 491 amino acids. The transcript has 12 exons. Gene Ontology annotation, cellular component: membrane.
CUUUAAAACGGUCUUAACUUACGCUUUAUUUUGAACAGUGUUUCAAGUAUAUAUAAUUUACUAUCAAAACCUGUCCAAUUAAGAAAUGAUACAUUUACAAAACAUAACUCUAUUAUUUAAUUCAACAUUUGGAAUGCAUUUUGUUCGCUACCACAAUUAUCUGUGAAUAGAUAUCAAAGAUACAAUUUAAAUUUAAAAACUUUAUACCAAGUGUACCACACCAUUUCACGUAUGAGAAAUACGCUUAACCUUUUGUGUUUGUUGUGUCAAAAUCAUUUUAUUUCAAUAAUUCACUGCGUAAACAUAAAGAAGGAAGUAUUUAACCGUAUUUAAACGAACGGGUAGUUAAGGCUAUUCAACGGUGUGUUUCAACGUUUUACCAUUAAAAUUAAUCAGCUGUUAAGCGGACAUAUGUAUUUUACUUUAUUCUACAUUAAAACUGUAUUUGCUGAAAUACGAUAGUGGUAGAUAACUUUCGUCUUUAGAUUAUAUAUAAGCAUGUUUGUGUUAAUAUCAAAAUAUGUAGUUUACUUUUACACAAGUCUCAUUUUAACUUCCUUGUCGUGUGGAUAGGAGGACAAAAAUGUUGAAAGAGAUAUUAUAUUGUGCUAAAUGCGUUACUUUCUUUAUGUUCAUGUGUCACGGCUUUCAAGAAAUGGCUUCCCUAGACUGCAAUUUUGAUGAGGGACCUUGUAACUGGGUACAAGAUAAAACUGAUGCUUUUGACUGGCUUCGAGAAUCCGGAUACACUCCAUCUAGUAGGACUGGACCAAAAUCUGAUCAUACCACUGGAGAUACGUACUACAUUUACAUCGAAGCUAAUGGUCAAAACAAGGGAGAUAUAGCACGGCUAAAUAGUCCAGAGCAAAAGCCAGGUCUCUAUUGCUUAGAGUUCUGGUACAGCAUGUAUGGAAGGUAUAUAGGGACUUUGAACGUGUAUAUCAAAUCAGAUGGUGGCAACGAAAGUGUAAUUUUUUCAAGAACUGGCACCACUGGCACCAGAGAUUGGAAAAAAUGCCUAUAGGCAUAGAUAUACCGUAUGGAUUCAAGGUUGUGAUAGAGGGUAUACGUGGCGACGGUAACACGGGUGACAUUGCUGUGGAUGAUAUUUCAAUGACAAAAGGAACGUGUUCAGAUUGCGAUUUUGACAAUGGAUUUUGUCAUUGGACACAAGUUGAUAAUGAUGAUUUUGAUUGGACGUUAAACGAAGGACAAACGCAAACAUCAAACACGGGGCCUUCAUCCGAUCACACUUCUGGAAAUGGCCGUUACAUCUAUAUCGAAUCAAGUAUCAGAAGAAGAGGAGAUGUUGCAUGGCUUUUGAGUCCAUUCCAGCACGCGGGAAAGUAUUGCUUCUCAUUCUGGUACUAUAUGUACGGAGAACACGUGGAUAGAUUAAGAGUAGGACUGUGGUGGUAUAUAAAUGGUACAGGGCAAGCAUUGUUUAGGACGACAGGAAACCAGGGUAAUAACUGGAUUCCAGGAAACAUUAUCGUUAAGUCUACGACAGAUUUUCAGGUUGUUUUGGAGGGAAGAAUUAAAAAUGCAACGUAUCGUUACGAAGGAGACAUAGCAGUAGACGACGUAUUGAUGACGUCCUGUCAAGACUGUGAUAAUCCGAUACCAAAUCAUGCCGUCGCAAAUUCAAAAAACUUUGAAUACGGUUCAGUGAUAGAAAUAACAUGCAACAUGGGUUACAAUCUUACAGGAGUAGCACAGAUGGUUUGUCAGGCUGGUGGCACUUGGAGUUCCCCUCGACCAGUAUGUAAACCAUACGAUUGUAAGCAUAGAAAUAUAUCUAACGGAGACUUUAUUGCUCCGAAUGGCACAACAUUCGGACAAACAGCUUCACAAGUCUGCAGUAAAGGAUAUACAUUGAAUGGGGAUACAGCUGUAACUUGCACGUCUUUCGGAUGGAACGGCACUGCAGGAACUUGCACUAUUGUCGACUGUGGUAAUCCGACACCAACAUAUGCCAAUGUGAAUUCAACAAACUUCGAAUACGGUUCAAUGGUAGAAAUAACAUGCAACACGGGAUACAAUAUUACAGGAGAGUCCCUGAUGGUGUGUCUGGCUAAUGGCUCUUGGAGUUCCAGUAGUCCAACCUGUGAACCAUUCGACUGUGGUAAUCCGACACCAACAAAUGCCAAUGUGAAUUCAACAAGCUUCAAAUACGGUUCUGUGAUAGAAAUAACAUGCAACAAGGGAUACAAUAUUACAGGAGAGUCCGUGAUGGUGUGUCUGGCUAAUGGCUCUUGGAGUUCCGGUAGUCCAACAUGUGAACCAUUCGAUUGCGGAAAUCGGACACUACUCAACGGGCAAUUUUCUGCUCCAGAAGGAACAACAUUCGGCCAAACUGCCACGCAUGUCUGCAAUAUCGGUUACUUUUUGGUGGGAGACACAACUGUAUCUUGCACAGACUCUGGAUGGAAAGGCAUAGCUGGAAUUUGCGAAAUUGAAGGCAUGUACAUUUCUAUCAUUAGUGUUUAAAUCUCGUAACGUUCAUGUUUAUUAGACACCAACGAAAAGUGUGGACUGGCUGGAUUGUUGUUUUUCAUACGGUGUGAUUUAUUUUCAUGAGGGAGAAAAAUUGAAAAUCGUUAAAUAUGAACUUGAAACAAAAACACAAUACUGAAUAUAGAACAAUGAAGAGUUAAUAUGUUUGUUUUUAUGUACU